AGUGUUCUGAGCCUAAGAUAUAAAAAGGGGCGUCCCUCCUUUCCCGGUCUCACUCGACUUUUAUCGGCACGUCCUUACGUUCUCCUGUUCUCCACAUAAGGACAAAAGUUACUUCGUGAAAAUGUCGGAUGAGGGUAAGCUGUUCAUCGGAGGUCUUAGCUUCGAGACCAACGAAGAUUCUUUGGCUGCAGCUUUCGGCAAAUACGGAACCAUCGAAAAAGUUGACGUGAUCAGAGACAAAGAGACCGGAAGAUCUCGUGGCUUUGGCUUUGUGAAAUACGACAAUGUUGAGGAUGCUAAAGAUGCUCUGGAUGCCAUGAACGGAAAGACACUUGACGGUCGGGCAAUUCGAGUUGAUGAGGCAGGAAAGGGUGGUCGCUCCAGAGGAGGCUUUAGCUCUGGUCCACGUGGGGGCAGAUUCAACUCAGGUGGCCGUGGGGGAAGGGGACGUGGCUUCUCCAGGGGUGGUGGCAGCUACGGCGACAGAAGCUACGGUGACAGAAGCUAUGGCGACAGGAGCUUCGGUGGUGGAGACAGAAGCUUUGGCGGCGGCGGUGGCGGUGGAUACAGAAGUGGAGGAUAUUCUUCAGGUGGCUACAGGGACAACAGGGGACAGGGUGGAUAUGGUGACCGCUCUGGAUCCUAUCGUGACAGCUAUGACAGCUAUGCGACACACGAGUAAACCUCCCUGAUUCAAGAUUCAUCACUUGGCUGGCCGUAUUUGAAAGCUGUGCUCCUCAAGGAAAAAAAAAAACAUGUCCACAUGUAUUAUGUAGUUCUGUUGUAGAAGCUUGGCAUCUGACUUAAAUGUAGCCAUGAGUUUUGGUUAUUUCUCAACCAUGUUACAAAUUAAAAUUCAGUAGUCUUGCUCAAUUGACCACUCCCAUCGUUCAAAACAUCUGUAUGAUCUCACUACUGUACGUCCCCUUUUAUUAACGUGGGGAUAAAGCGGCUAUCCACAUUGCUUUCUGUCGAUCAGUUAAUCAGCUAAUUUCUUUUGUCCAGCACUUUAAAGUGUUUUGUUUUUUAUAAGAUCUUAAAUGGGGCUUUUUUUUUGUUAUCCUUGUUGAUAAACUGACCUACCUCCUACCAAAUCUUUAAACUGAGGAAAGAACAACUAGCAUCCUCAGAUUAACCUUUGGGGGAUUUUAUUGUUAAAUUUCUUAAACUAUUGAGAACCUUAGCUUACCCAAGGCUCAUUUUGUGUUCAAUCUCCCAAAAGAGUGAAUUCCUGGUGAACUACACAUCCGAAGUGGCCGGCUGUUCAUGAAGUUGCAAAAUGCAGCAUGCUACAGUCCGCCCAAGGUAUCUUCUGUGCUCUGCUCAACAUCUGCAUCUUAAAUGUGCUGUAAAUGGACUCUCUUGUUUAAAGUGAUCAGAAAAUGUAACUUCGUUACCAGAGUAAACUGAACGGGAACAGUUUUUUUGUACUUUAUGUUCUUUGUAUGAUCCAAGAUUUUUUUUUUUCUUUGUCAGUUUGGCUUCAUGGAGCCUAUUAAAACAAUGUGAAAUAA
Poecilia latipinna (sailfin molly) is the source of this 1514-nucleotide messenger RNA. RefSeq names its product cold inducible RNA binding protein a (gene cirbpa). The record is from RefSeq and is a predicted model, not a curated record. The coding region runs from base 122 to 682 and encodes 186 amino acids. The transcript has 7 exons. Gene Ontology annotation, molecular function: RNA binding. NCBI's taxonomy places the organism in Eukaryota, Metazoa, Chordata, Actinopteri, Cyprinodontiformes, Poeciliidae.